Rosa rugosa (rugosa rose) is the source of this 2013-nucleotide messenger RNA. RefSeq lists its product as uncharacterized. The coding region runs from base 1 to 2013 and encodes 670 amino acids. The transcript is spliced from 4 exons. Gene Ontology annotation, molecular function: nucleic acid binding; zinc ion binding. Lineage: Eukaryota; Viridiplantae; Streptophyta; Magnoliopsida; Rosales; Rosaceae. The record is from RefSeq and is a predicted model, not a curated record.
AUGGAAAUUCCGAGGGGUGGGCCUAGACGUCGUGGUGGGGGUGUAAGAGAAGGUAGAACUGGUGAUAGAAACAGGUUCCGUCCCAUAGAGGAGCUUUAUGACGAUGAUGUAGAGUCUUCUAUCGGUGUGCAACCUACUCCGCCCAUGGGUGAAAUGGCUGACCCUGGUCGUCUGUUGAGAUUGGCUAGAGACAUUAAUCAUCUGGGAGCAGCCAAGUUUCAUGGAAGCAUGGAUUACAUGGUGGCUGAUCAAUGGGUCGAGGAUAUGGAGAAUUAUUUUGAGAUGAUGGACUGUAAUGAGAUCGAAAAGAGGAAGUUAGCCACUUUCAUGCUAAAGGGUGAGGCUAGGGUGUGGUGGAAUUGUAUGCAAAAGACCAUUGAUGUGACCACCCUGACUUGGGAUGGUUUUGUGAGACUAUUCCGAGAGAAGUACUUUCCAGCUUCAGUGAGAGAAAAAUUGGAACGGGAGUUCCUCUCACUAACACAAGGGAAGAUGACGGUGACAGAGUAUGAGGCAGAGUUCUCUAGGCUAUAUAGGUUUGUGAAAUCAAUGGAUGCUGAGGAUUUGGCCAAGAAGUUUCAGCGGGGGUUGAAUGCUUCCAUUGAGCUUGAUGUGGCCAUUUUGGAACUGAAGGUCAUGAAGGAAAUUCUAGCAAAGGCUCUGAUCAUUGAGCAGCAGAACUUGAUUCAUAAGGAGAAGGAAACAGCUGAGAGGGAUUUUCAGGGAAAGGGAAAGGCAGUGGCAGGUAACAGUGGAUCCAGAGACUUUAGGGGUGGAUCCUGGAAGAGACAAAAGACUCAGUUCCACCAUCAGGCCCCAGCUAGAGUAGCAGCAGCUCCUCUUCCUCCUAUUCGGGCCGUACCUGUCAGACAAGUUGCAGCUGCAGCGCCUGUGAGAUGUUAUAACUGCGAUGAGUUGGGUCAUCUCUCUAGGGCUUGCACUAAACCCAGGGCUAAGGGAUGCUUUCGUUGCGGACAGACUGGACACUUUGCCAAGGACUGUACUCGACCCCAUGUUGGAGGACGGGGUAAUCAGCAAAGGCUUUUACCUCCAGUACCAGCUAGAGUCUUUGCAAUCGGUCAGAGAGGCACUGGGGUGGAAGGUGGUAGAGAGUUCUCUGCAUCAUUGAUUGGGAUUCCGGAUCACACAUAUGAUGUGAUUUUGGGUAUGGAUUGGUUGAGCCCGAACCAUGCAUUGAUUGAUUGCUUUAGGAUGAUUGUGUCCUUCCGUAUUCCUGGACAACCGGUGUUUCAUUACCGUUGUCUGAGGUCCGACGUUGCCAUGAGGGCAGGGAUUUUGGCUCAUAUUGAGUCAGGGAGUAGUAUUUUUGAGAUUACAGGGAUUCCUGUAGUUUCAGAAUAUGCUGAUGUGUUUAAGGAGAUACCAGGGUUGCCUCCAAAAAGGGUAAUGGACUUCUCCAUUGAUGUGAUACCAGGUACUGCUCCUGUAUCGAAAGCACCCUAUCGGAUGGCUCCAGCUGAACUUCAGGAGUUGAAAGUUCAGAUUGAUGGAUUACUGGCUCAGGGGUUCAUACAGGCUAGUUUAAGGGUGAAGGAUGAGGAUAUUCCGAAAACGGCGUUUAGGACCAGGUAUGGACAUUUUGAGUUCCUUGUCAUGCCUUUUGGCCUAACUAAUGCACCAGCAGCAUUCAUGGACUUAAUGAACCGUACGUUCAGUCCUUAUUUGGAUCAAUUUGUUGUAGUGUUCGUGGACGACAUCUUGAUUUAUUCAAGGUCGUCUAAUGAGCAUGAGGAGCAUUUGCGGAUUGUACUACAGACGCUGAGAGAGAAGAAAUUGUUUGCCAAGUUUGAGAAGUGCGACUUUUGGCAGAAGGAAGUCAAGUUCCUUGGUCAUGUAGUUUCGAAGGAUGAAGUUUCGGUAGAUCCUUCGAAGGUGGAAGCGGUGAUGAGUUGGAGUCGCCCUACCACCGUUACGGAAAUCCGUAGCUUCCUUGGAUUGGCAGGCUUUGACCAAAUUGACAAGGAAGGACGCUCAGUUCUUAUGGACGGAUGA